AUGAAUCUUCGCAAACGGGAAACACAAGGACAAGUCGGGCAAAAUGAAGGUGGUGGGACGGAUAUCAAAAUUCAAAAUUCUAUUGCUGAACAUACACAACUCUCGAACAACACUGUCAACAAACAAACCAUAAAUAAUAUUAAUAACAGUACAAAUAAUACUUUAAAUAAAGAUAAUUUAAAAGGUAAUGAAAUAUCAAAUAUUUCACCCAAAAAUGUGAUACAAUCCAACACAACACUGAAUAUUGAAGAAAGCAGUAGUGAAAUCAAGUUAAAUGAAACCACUACUAGCAAAUUAGAUAUUAACAAUCCUGGAGUUUUGAAGAGAGGCCUUAUAGUGUUUGGUGGAUUUGCACUGAUGGCUGGUGCCUAUUUUAUAUUUUACAAAAGAAGCCAUAAGAAAAAUGAUGCCAACAACUCUCAUAACACCAGUGAAACAAACCAGUUUAGAUAUGGUGUUCUUCAGUCUGACGAUCGAAGAGAGAACAUGGAACUUUCAAGAAUUCCCCUAACAAUGGACUCGGAUGAUGAUGAUGAUGAGGAUUUGGAAAUUUUCGAUUUGGGCCAGAAACAGAAAUCUUUGUCGUAUGUUAACUUGCAAACACAUGAAGAUGAGGCUAUUAAUAAUUCUAUGGAUGUUGACAAAGAUGGAGACAAUCUUCUAUUGGAUAUUGAAGAUGCAUCAACAGACACUUUAAUAAACUGGUCAAAUAAUGGUAACAAAACUAUUUUA
Iphiclides podalirius (scarce swallowtail) is the source of this 732-nucleotide messenger RNA. The record is from the annotation of a GenBank genome assembly. Lineage: Eukaryota; Metazoa; Arthropoda; Insecta; Lepidoptera; Papilionidae.